Salvia miltiorrhiza (redroot sage) is the source of this 3541-nucleotide messenger RNA. RefSeq names its product protein PAT1 homolog. The transcript has 5 exons. The record is from RefSeq and is a predicted model, not a curated record. Gene Ontology annotation, cellular component: P-body. The coding region runs from base 609 to 3071 and encodes 820 amino acids. NCBI's taxonomy places the organism in Eukaryota, Viridiplantae, Streptophyta, Magnoliopsida, Lamiales, Lamiaceae. Gene Ontology annotation, molecular function: RNA binding. Gene Ontology annotation, biological process: deadenylation-dependent decapping of nuclear-transcribed mRNA; P-body assembly.
ACUUAAUUGAUAUUAGUCCAUGAACCAACAACGAAUUGUAUCUGCUUGCAUUAUAGUUCACACAUAUAAAUCUAGGGUUCCAAAAUCUAAUCGCCUCCAUCGGCGACCCAUACAGAUUCCAUUUCUAGCUCUAUACACCUCACUAUUGCACCGAUUCAGCGUCGAGGUCCUCUCUCUGCCACAUCAAGCACCUUCUCGAAACCAACUUCAUUGAAAUUCACCUUUUCUUUUUCACUAUUUGAUCUUGGUUCAACUCCGACACCAGAAUUCCCACCGCCACCCACAUCUCCGUCAUACUCCCCCGACACAUCACAAAUCGCAAGGCAGUUGCUCAACUUCCACGGCUUCUAGUUUUCUUCCCCUUUUCCAGAAACCCUAGAAUUAUUUGCCGAGAAUUUAGUUGCCCACUCCACCAUCUCUUAGGUUUAGCUUUUGACAGUUUGACCUCCAUAAUUUUUGCUUUUAGGGUUUUGUAGUUUAUUGCACCUAUUUUUCCAGUUCGAGAAAUUUGGAAGAUAUUUGGGGGGUUUUUUGCUAGUUGUUCGAAUAGAUUUUAUUUUGUGCGUCAUGACAAUCUUUUUUAAUUGAUUGGAGUAUAUAAUUUUUAAAUGGAUGGAUACGAAGGCAGGGGCAGUGUUAGCGAGUCCUCCAAGCUUCACGAUCUUAAACCUUUUGGCUCAGCCCCAACAGGGGGCGCAGUAUUUGAUGCAUCACAAUAUGCAUUUUUUGGCAAUGAUGCUGUGGAGGAAGUUGAAUUAGGGGGACUAGAUGAUGAAGAAGAUGAUGUUGCUCCAGUUGGGUUUGAGGAAGAGGAGUUUAUAUUUGAGGGGGAACAGGGAGAUGGAUUGGGAUCUCUGGCUGAAAUUGAUGAUCUUUCAAAAACAUUUUCUAAGUUGAACAAUGUUGGGCCAUCAAGUGCAGGAGUUCGUCCAGACUGGGAUUCCCGAGAAAGUGCGUCUGGUGUUGAGUGGGUACAAGGGGCAGAUAACACUAACUGGCUCGAUCGACGGAAUUUUAAUGUUGAAACCACUCAUGAAACGGAUCAAUUGUCCUCACAACCAUAUUCCGCUUUCCGGAUCAUGGAUUCCAAGUCAUUGCACAGAACAUCAUCAUACCCUGAACAGCAGCAACAACAACAGCAGCAGCACCCGUAUGAACCACAAAAUCUACAUCAUAACUAUUCCAGCGAACCAAUUCUUAUUCCAAAAACACCAUUUACUUCAUAUCCACCCCCUGGUGGCAGAUCUGAACAAGCCUCACCUAAUAGCCAGUCCAACCAUCCUAAUCUUACACACCUCCCUGGUGGUCACCAAUUCUCAAUUUCUUCAUCCAAUCUCUCACCAUACAAUAAUACUCAGCUUCAAUUGUCUGCCUUGCCUCAUGGGCCCCAAUUUGGUGGGAAUUUGUCCCAGUUACCUCAUGGUUUGCCAGUCAAUGGUCGACUUCAGAACCAAUGGGCGAAUCAGAAUAGUUAUCCUGGUGAUCGUUCUGGCCUCCCGGGCAAUGUAGCUCCUCAACAGUUAUCCCAUCCGAAUGGCUUAAUGCGUCCACAAUUGAUGCCUCCCCAGCAUGCUCAGCAAACCAGAACUCAGCAUCCAUUUCCGCCAUCAUAUGGUCAUCCAUCAGGGUUGCAGUCUCAGCUAUUCAAUCCCCGCCUGUCUCCUUCGCCACCUAUGUUGAACAACUUCGACGUACUUGGGCUCCCUGAUUUGAGAGAUCAAAGAGCUAUGCCGAUGCCAAGAGGUAGACAAGGAAUGCGCUAUCCUCAUCACGGCCCUGAUUUUGGUAACCAGAAGGGUGAUACGGGUUGGCCGAGGUUUAAAUCAAAGUACAUGAGCGCAGAUGAAAUUGAGAAUAUUCUCAGAGUGCAGCUUGCUGCUACCCAUAGCAAUGAUCCUUAUGUUGAUGAUUACUAUUAUCAAGCUUGUCUAGCUAGAAAAUCUGCCGGUGCUAAAUUGAGACACCACUUUUGCCCAGCUAAUUUGGUGGAUGGGUCUUCGAGGACCCGUGCAAGCGAUGAGCCACAUGCUUUUCUCCAGGUUGAUGCUCUUGGAAGGGUUUCUUUCUCCUCAGUACGGAGGCCUCGACCACUUCUAGAAGUUGACACCCAAUUAUCAAGUGGGGCUGGUGGUGAAACAAAAAUUGGUGAGAAGCCUUUGGAACAGGAGCCUAUGCUUGCAGCCAGGGUGACUAUUGAGGAUGGCAUUUGCCUUCUACUCGAUAUUGAUGAUAUUGACAGGUUUUUGCAGUUUAAUCAAUUACCAGAUGGUGGGGUGCAGCUGAAACAGAGGAAACAAAUGCUACUUGAAGAAAUAGCAUCAUCCUUUCAUCUAGUUGACCCACUAGGGAAUAAUGGCGAUGCAGUGGAUUUAUCAUCCAAAGAUGACCUUGUUUUCUUGAGAUUAGUUUCACUUCCAAAGGGUAGGAAGCUUCUUUUAAAGUAUCUUCAACUUCUUUUUCCUGGUGAACUUGCUCGAGUUGUCUGUAUGGCCAUCUUCCGAAAUUUGAGGUUCUUCUUUGGAAAUCUUUCCCCUGAUCAUAGCACAUCCAUGACAACUGCAAAUCUUGCUAAGACUAUAUCUUCUUGUAUCCAUGGUAUGGAACUCAAAGCUCUUGCAGCCUGUCUUGCAUCAGUGGUCUGUUCAGCUGAGCAUCCUCCUUUGCGUCCAGUUGGGAGUCCUGCUGGAGAUGGAGCUUCCGUUGUUCUUAAAUCGGUUCUUGAGAGGGCAACUGUGCUUCUGACAGACCCCCAUGCUGCUGAUAGUUGCAGCAUUUCUAACAGGGCUUUCUGGCAGGCCUCGUUUGAUGCGUUCUUCAGCCUUCUUACAAAGUACUGUUUCAGUAAAUAUGACUCUACUGUGCAAUCGUUCCUCAGCCAGGGUUCACCAGACACAGUCGCCAUUGGGGCUGAUGUAGCCAAAGCAAUUAGUAGAGAAAUGCCUGUUGAACUCUUACGUGCGAGCCUUCCUCACACAAGCGAUCAGCAAAGAAAACUGCUGCUGGAAUUUGUGAAGCGGUCUAUGCCUGUAGCUGGUCUUAGUGGUCCGAGUGGAGGAAGUGGGAGCUCAUGAUUACCUGUGCGCCUUUUGGCAGAUAUCUAUUAAAUGACCCAUAAGCGUCACAAACCACUUGCUGCACCCUUGAAAUGAUUUUCUUGGCAUCUUUGAAUGUGUUGGGAAAGCAAGUCACCUUCAGCUUUCAGCUGGACAGAUGCUUGUCACCCAAGUUGGUUCAUUUUGCAAUGAGUUUCACCAUCUCUCAUUGUACCGGUGCAUGGUGGGAUAAAAUUUUAAGUUGGCUCUCUGUGGACUGUAUUUGUCGUCCCCUUUUUUCCUUUUUACGUGAGAGCUUACAUUUGUUGCUCUGUUGUGCAAUCGUGAAUGGCUUUUAGAGUUAGAUUUGUAAAGUUCCAAAGAAAUAUGCUGUUCCUUACUCCUGAGCUUUUGCAUCUUAAUCUAGGGGUGGGAAAGUAUUUGCUGUACUUCACCUAUGUUUCUGCAUCUCCUCAUUGAAUAUGACCAGGCUAUUAAUUCUUCUUCUA